Akanthomyces muscarius is the source of this 1683-nucleotide messenger RNA. RefSeq lists its product as uncharacterized. Bases 1 to 1683 code for a protein of 560 amino acids. The transcript is spliced from 4 exons. NCBI's taxonomy places the organism in Eukaryota, Fungi, Ascomycota, Sordariomycetes, Hypocreales, Cordycipitaceae. The record is from RefSeq and is a predicted model, not a curated record.
AUGGCUUCCGCAUUCCUUUUCAUCACAAUUGCAGCAAUUUCUGCUCUAUUUCUUGCCGAUAAAUCUACUGCUGAUGUACCACUGUUUACCGAUCUCGGCAGGUAUACCACACUCGUUAAUGCUUCGAAAGGCCUUCCCACGCAGACUUUCCGCUCCUCCGACAUUAUCGCCCCUAUUUUCAUGGUCAACUCGUGGGACAAAAGAAAUGUCGACACCGCGACGCAUAUGUUUCUGGGUGAAAUGCCUGGUCCAGGGAAAGCUGGGCCGAUGAUCUUCGAUGCCCGAGAUCUGAGCCUCGUCUACGCAGAUCAGCAAUAUCAUAAGUCAUUAAACUCGGAUGUCAGAUAUAUCAACGGCACGCGCUACUUGACUGCAUUGGUCAUGGGAGCAGAAAAGAAUGCUGUAUACUGUCUUGUGUUUGACGAGAUGUACAGUUUAAAGUAUAAUAUCUCAGUGCACGGUACGGAAGGCGACAUGCACGAGCUACAAGUCACUCCAGAGGGCACGGUCAUUUUAUCAACUGCUUUCUCAAUACCAUUUGACUGUUCUCCAGUCGGUGGGCCAAAAUCCUGUACCUUGCGUGACAGUGGCUUUCAAGAAAUUGACCUGAACAGCGACACCGUGGUUUUUAACUGGUCAGCGUCAGCUCAUUUCGAGAUUUCGGAGUCAUACUCCAAAUUCAAUAAUACUUUUGACAGAUACAGAGGCGUGGGUUACGACUUUUUCCACAUCAAUUCAAUUGACAAGACUGCCAACGGAAAUUACUUGGUGUCGAGUCGGAACUUGUGUCUACUGGUGCUCAUUAGCGGCAGAGAUGGCAGCAUUAUCUGGCGCCUUGGCGGCCGGCACAACCAAUUCUCGGAUCUGAGCAAUGGCACUGCCAUUAACUUCAGCUGGCAGCAUGACGCGCGCGUGCACCACAUCGAGAAGCAAAUUACACUCUUGGAUAACCAUGCCAGCGAAACGGCUUACUGCAAAGGCAAAUGUCAGACGCGUGGCCUAGUCCUUGAGAUAGAUUCCGAUAAACUGACAGCUCGACGUGUCCACGAAUACUUCCAUCCCGAGAGCAUCAACUCUGAAGCUAUGGGCAACCUGCAAGUUCUCGAGUCCGGAAAUGUAUUACUUGCAUUCGGGUUCAAUCCUGCAAUUGUGGAAUACACCAUUGGUGGAGCUCCAGUCCUGGACAUUCAGUUGGGAAAUAUUGGCGUCGGCUUUCAAGUAAACAAUGGGGUUUACCGCGCCAGCAAAUAUAACUGGACCGGCAAGCCGACGUGGCCUCCGAGUGUCGUAGUUGAUACCCCUGAAAAGGGAAUGGUAAAUACAACUAUAUAUUUGUCGUGGAAUGGUGCGACUGAUGUCGCUUCAUGGUCUGUUUUCGCUUCAAACGACUCUGCAACUGUGUGGAGAGAAAGCAACGUGAUCGCACAGCAUUACCGAUCGGGAUUUGAGACGACAAUCCAUUUCGACAACGAAAACAACUUCAAUUGUAUUGGCGCUGCUGCCGUAUCUGCCACUGACGCGAUCCUUGGCCGUACAGCCAUCAUUGACCUGAAACUCGGCGACUCCUCCAACCUCUACGAUACUACAUGUACUCAUGCACGCCGUGAGAAGCGAAAGGCCGAUGCGCAGGUCCGCAAUGGGAGAGGCGUCACGGUCGCAACUGGCAAAACAAACACGGGUUGA